UUUGAUGUCAUGCACGUGAUUAUCCACGUAUCGUUCACGCUCAAGAUGUGCCCGGGAACUUCAAAUGAAGUGUUUCAGUGGGAAGCGUCCUCUGGCAUCUUCAUUCUUUUUUAGAACCGUGUACAGGUGCCCAUCGUCACGACGUGCGUGCCAGUGGCCAGACUCCAUUGGUCUCUCGAGCAGCUCGUGGUCAUAAUUGUUGACGUGGAGGUUAUUUCAGAGAUUUGUCUUUUAGCUUGGUACCUUUGCUCUGGUGUUGCACAUUUCCCCGAGUCACUAUCCAACAUGAGUGAACGCAGUAUUGAGAGCCAGGAGGGGCCACCCCAGAAGGUCUUGUGCGAUGCCAACCGAACGUUGGUCGAAUGUUCACAAGACUUGAAGACUGCUGAAGUUCGAGGCGCCGAGCAGGUGCACGAAGAGACACCAGCGACUCGGUCUCCAAGUCUAGGGUCGUGGGGCAUGAGCAAACAGCCAAUGCCCAGGGAGUUUAUUACCUAUGCCAUUCUGAGGUUCAUCGACGGGGCGGGCUACUCAAAGCCACGUCCUGCAGCCCAUGCGCUGUAUAAAUCGGGUGAAACGCUCGCGAACAUCUUCCUGCCAGCCGACCAGCAAGUUACCAGCAUGCAACUGCACAACUAUUUUAGCCGAGCAAAGUUUGGAAAGGGACAGCUUGGAAAAUAUCAUGGUAGGGCCAGGACAGCACGAUUCUGUGCACAUGUAAGAGGAUUGGAAAGUGAGUGCCACGCUAUAUUCUCCAAGGCAUCUAAAGAGCCGGCUGAUGUGGACUGGGAGUCCAUCAGCGCCGUCCAAGCAGCUGCCACAGCGGCCGUAAACCAAUGGCGAGCAGGUUUAACCACGCCUGUCAACUCAACUGAAUGCAACUUUGGCCUGGUGGAGAUCUCUGAUCAUGUUAACAAGUCACGAGGCGGGGUGCAAUUCUGGAGAGCAGUUAAAAAAGGCGAGGGUCUGGCACUGUAUAACUACGGACCUGGAUGGUACCGGUUUCCGCGAUGUACUGUGCUUGUGGACGGAGAACAAUUGUCACACAAAGUCCAGGUGAGGGAUGCGUUCACUGACCUGAAGAAUGUGGUCCCAGAGGCCCCAGAGUUGCUGAACAGUAUGGAUAAUCUUAAAAUGGCCAUGUCAAUUGUUGAGAAUGCAGUGGUCUGCGAUGGCUGCAGCUACGCCAAGUAUGAAAAAUGGAUCGAGGAGCGUUACGAGGGCGGGGAUUUCGAAGAUGAAGAUGGAGACUGUGUUGCAGAACUGGAGAAAUCGUGGGUACCUGGUCGGUGCAUACGCACUCUCGCUUGCUCACUUCUACUGCCGGGAAGUGGUCCGUCGGUCUGUGCGGCCUGCGAGGCCAUGGAUGGCACACUGCAGAGCGGUCUGUCACACCACGAGAGCAUGGGCUCGCCACACUGGAAGACACAGUUUGAUCAUCUGAGCCGUGAGGAGUUGAUUGAGAAACUGGAACAGCAGGAAGCUGAGACUAGGCGCCUAGAGCAGGAGAUAGUGUUUAAUGCCUUUAUUAUGGGCAUCUGCGAUCCUAACACAAAGUGGCGUUUAAUGAGUGAGUACGAGUAAAGCCGUGAGACGUGGCUCAGAGUUAGACCAGACUUACUGUUGCACUGUUCGUAAGUAGUCGUGUGCCUGUGAGCCGGAGUUGAAGGCACUGUGAGUAGUCGACAUGUGAGUUGUCACACUGUGAAGUGUCUCCGUGUUGAAUGUCGCUUGUGAGUUGUGUCUCCUCCGUGUUGACUGUCGCUUGUGAGUUUGUCACACUGUGAAAUGUGGUGGUGUUGACUGUUGCUUGUGAGUUGAGUCACCGUGUGAGUUGUCACUCUGUGAAGUGUCUUGGUGUUGCCUGUCAGUUGUGACUUGUUGUCCAGUGAGCUGUCACAGCGUGUAUGGUAACCCCUAGACGAUUAUGGUCAGCACAGUGAGAACCCUGCUUCCCAGUAUGCGUUUCUUAUCCUUCAGAUUGAACUGGAUCAUGCUUUGCCCGUUACUGGGUGAUGCUGUUCUCAGGAUGUGCAGACUUCUUCGUCAGGUCCACCUCACUUUUUUUUAAUCUAUUAUUCUGAUUAUGGCCCAAGCGUGCUGGAUUUAUUCAUUUAUUUAUUCCACGAAUAUGGUUCAAAUACACUUCUUUAUCGUGUCAAA
Molecule: messenger RNA, 2163 nt
Organism: Sycon ciliatum
Lineage: Eukaryota; Metazoa; Porifera; Calcarea; Leucosolenida; Sycettidae
Exons: 4
Coding region: 286-1584 (432 amino acids)
Source: RefSeq, a predicted model, not a curated record